This is a messenger RNA of Scleropages formosus (Asian bonytongue), 5653 nucleotides long. It is a transcript of the gene adgrl3.1, whose product is annotated as adhesion G protein-coupled receptor L3.1. The record is from RefSeq and is a predicted model, not a curated record. The coding region runs from base 886 to 5334 and encodes 1482 amino acids. The transcript has 25 exons. Gene Ontology annotation, molecular function: carbohydrate binding; G protein-coupled receptor activity. Gene Ontology annotation, cellular component: plasma membrane. Gene Ontology annotation, biological process: cell surface receptor signaling pathway; adenylate cyclase-activating G protein-coupled receptor signaling pathway. Lineage: Eukaryota; Metazoa; Chordata; Actinopteri; Osteoglossiformes; Osteoglossidae.
UGCCCCGCCUUUACGGCUAGAUGGAGCCCGAGUCCGCGUAGUUGGGGCAAAUCCAGUUCCGAAAUUUUCAUCUCGCCAUUCUUCUGCCAUCUCCAUGUGAAGCCCCGCUUCGCAAAACCAGUUUCUCAUUUUCUUCCAGGGCUUCGCUCCGCAAACAAGCCGAUUCCGGGAGAUCCUUCGGCAGCUCGGAGUAGCAGCGCUGGAUUGCUUUGGACGCUCCUCUGCCCUGCCUGCCUCCUGCUCCUCGCACCGGGGGCCGCCUGCGGUGGAAGGAGGCUUCUUCUUCCGAGGGUGGAGAAGAGUGAUCUGUGUGCGAAAUAAGGAGCUUUCCCGCUGCCCACGUUGCCCCCCUCUCCAAUGAACGGAUAUUAGACACUGACUGCGAUCCGCGCAGCAUCAUCUUCAUGGAGAAUACAGCGCAGGGGAGCGCGCUUCAGCACGCGGAAUGAAAGUCGACGCGUUUCCUUAAGCCGCGCUGCCUUCGAGUGAAGCGGCUUCGGCUCGCAAGAACCGCGCUCCGAGGGGAGAAAGGACAGUUGUAUGAGAAACAAAACAACGAAUAACGGCAGCGAUCUCGGCUGUUUUUCAAUGGAAAGACUUGAAGAGGAUCGAUGCUGCAGCCUCGUCUGCAGCUCGUGAGAUGUGGUAAGGAUGCUCGGCACAUUUUGACGCGUCCCUAACUGAGGACUGAACAGGCUUGGUGGAUCUGAAAUGUGAAGUCGUGGGAUUUAUACAAAAAAAUCACUUUCAACAGGCAAGCGACAUUUCCAGGCCCAGGCCCAGGCCCUCUGCCCUUUCCAGGAUCCCGAGAAGCGGCAGGGGACACACACGCGCAGCUGCUCAGGGGCUCGGCCAGGGACGGGGCUCGCCUCCACACCAGGAGCGAUGUGGGCCACGCGGCUGCUGCUCCUCACCGCUCUCCUCCCGCCCGCGGCGCAUGCUUUUAGCCGAGCGCCCGUUCCAAUGGCUGUGGUGCGGAGGGAGCUAUCCUGUGAGAGCUACCCCAUCGAGCUGCGCUGCCCUGGCACUGACGUCAUCAUGAUCGAGAGUGCCAACUAUGGUCGUACAGACGACAAGAUCUGCGAUGCUGACCCGGCCCAGAUGGAGAACACUCGCUGCUACCUGCCUGAUGCGUACAAGAUCAUGUCCCAAAGGUGCAAUAAUCGAACACAGUGUGCCGUAGUUGCCGGACCAGAUGUUUUCCCAGACCCUUGCCCUGGAACCUACAAGUACCUGGAAGUUCAGUACGAAUGCGUUCCAUACAAAGUGGAACAACGAGUUUUCCUGUGCCCGGGCUUGCUGAGGGGAGUCUACCAGAGUGAGCACCUCUUUGAGUCGGAUCACCAGUCUGGGGCCUGGUGCAAGGACCCUCUCCAGGCGUCGGACAAGAUUUACUACAUGCCAUGGACCCCUUAUAGGACAGACACCUUGACAGAGUAUUCAUCCAAGGAGGACUUUAUUGCUGGACGGCCAACCACCACGUACAAGCUGCCGCACCGUGUUGAUGGCACCGGCUUCGUAGUCUACGAUGGCGCCCUGUUUUUCAACAAGGAGCGUACACGUAACAUAGUCAAGUUUGACCUACGCACACGCAUCAAGAGCGGUGAGGCUAUCAUUGCCAGCGCCAACUACCAUGACACCUCACCCUACCGUUGGGGCGGUAAGUCAGACAUCGACCUGGCUGUGGAUGAGAAUGGCCUAUGGGUUAUCUAUGCCACUGAGCAGAACAACGGCAAAAUCGUCAUCAGCCAGCUGAAUCCAUACACAUUGCGUAUCGAGGGCACCUGGGAUACUAGCUAUGACAAGCGAUCAGCCUCCAAUGCCUUCAUGAUCUGCGGGAAUCUCUAUGUGGUGAAGACGGUCUAUGAGGAUGAUGACAAUGAGGCCACGGGGAAUAAGAUUGACUACAUCUACAAUACAGAGCUGAGCAAGGACGGCUACCUGGACAUUCCCUUUCCCAACUCGUACCAGUACAUUGCUGCAGUGGAUUACAAUCCCAGAGAUAACUUGCUGUAUGUAUGGAACAACUACCAUGUGGUGAAGUACUCUCUGGAUUUUGGGACGAUGGAUAAUAGACUUGAAUCGUCCUCGUCUGUGCUGGUGUACAUGGAUACAACAACGACAAGGACCACCACCAGGCCGACUCCACUGGUCACCGUGACGCGGACAUUCACGACGUCCACCGCAGGUCAGCGAGCCAGGAGCACCGCGGCGGUGCCGCCAGCAGAGGGUGACAAACUGGAGCUCACUAUGCGACCGGCACUUACCUCCCAGCUCCCCAAUGUGGCCAUGGAUUACUGCAGCCCUGUGGAGCAGGCUGAUGUGUCCUGGCCCAGAACGCACCAGGGGCAGGUUGCUAGGCAGCCAUGUCCUGCGGGAACUAUAGGGAUCGCCACGUAUACGUGUGUGCCGCAUGAAGGCUACUGGGACCCCCAAGGCCCUGACCUCAGCAACUGCACCUCCCCCUGGGUCAGUCACAUAACUCAAAAACUGAAGACGGGGGAGACGGCAGCCAUCAUUGCCAGGGAGCUCUCGGAACAGACCAAGAGCCACGUGCAUGCAGGAGAUGUCUCCUAUGCUGUCAAGGCCAUGGGACAGCUGGUGGACCUGCUAGACGUCCAGCUCCGGAACUUGACCCCCGGAGGAAAGGACAGUGCAGCUCGCAGCUUGAACAAGCUCCAGAAAAGAGAGCGAUCCUGCAGGUUUUUUGUACAGGCCAUGGUGGAGACAGUGAAUAAUCUCCUGCAACCCCAGGCUCAGGCGGCCUGGAGGGAGCUGUCCACUGUGGAGCAGCUGAGGGCGGCCACCAUGCUUCUGGACACAGUGGAGGAAGGCGCCUUCAUGUUGGCAGACAACCUGCUUAAGACAGAUAUUGUGCAAGAGAGCACGGAAAACAUCCAGCUGGAAGUUGCAAGAUUAAGCACGGAUGGGCAUUUGACAGACCUAAGAUUUCCUCAGUCAGAAGGACAUGGGAACUCUAUCCGAUUGUCUGCCAGCACCUUGAGGCAACAUGGGAGAAAUGGUGAGAUUCGGAUGGCCUUUGUUUUGUACAAGAACCUGGGAGCCUACCUUUCCACUGAGAAUGCCAGCAUGAAGCUGGGAAGCGAGGCCAUGGCCACCAACUACUCUGUCAUUGUCAACUCCCCAGUCAUCACUGCCGCUAUUAACAAGGAGAGCAACAAGGUGUACCUGUCGGAGCCUGUCAUCUUCACCGUCAAGCACCUGCAGCAAUCUGAGGAAAACUUUAACCCAAACUGCACUUUCUGGAGCUACUCAAAGCGAACAAUGACAGGGUACUGGUCAACUCAGGGUUGCCGGCUGGUGGGGACCAACAGGACACACACCACCUGUUCGUGCACACACCUGACCAACUUUGCUGUUCUCAUGGCUCACGUCGAGGUCAAGAAUGUUGACCCUGUCCAUGACCUUCUGCUGGACGUUAUCACAUGGGUGGGCAUUCUGCUGUCGCUGGUCUGUCUGCUCAUCUGCAUCUUCACCUUCUGCUUCUUCCGUGGCCUCCAGAGUGACCGCAACACCAUCCAUAAGAACCUUUGCAUCAGCCUCUUUGUUGCCGAGUCGCUCUUUCUUGUCGGAAUAAAUCGAGCUGAUCAGCCGAUUGCUUGUGCGGUCUUUGCCGCCCUUCUUCACUUUUUCUUUCUGGCGGCCUUCACUUGGAUGUUCCUUGAGGGGGUACAGCUCUACAUAAUGCUAGUGGAGGUCUUCGAGAGUGAGCAUUCACGCAGGAAGUACUUCUACCUGGUGGGCUACGGGGUCCCAGCCCUCAUCGUGGCUGUGUCCGCUGCUGUGGACUACCGGAGCUACGGGACAGACAGAGUGUGCUGGCUUCGGCUUGACACAUACUUCAUCUGGAGUUUCAUAGGUCCAGCAACCUUGAUAAUUAUGCUCAAUGUGAUCUUCCUUGGAAUUGCACUGUACAAAAUGUUCCACCAUACAGCCAUUUUAAAACCAGACUCUGGAUGCUUGGACAACAUAAAAUCCUGGGUCAUAGGAGCAAUUGCCCUUCUUUGUCUUCUUGGCCUGACCUGGGCAUUUGGAUUGAUGUAUAUAAAUGAAAGCACCGUCAUCAUGGCCUACCUCUUUACGAUAUUUAACUCACUACAAGGGAUGUUCAUUUUCAUUUUUCACUGCAUCCUGCAAAAAAAGGUCCGAAAGGAGUAUGGCAAGUGCCUGCGCACACACUGCUGCAGCGGGAAGAGCGUGGAGACCUCCAUUGCCUCAGGGAAAAGCACGGCGUCUCGGACCCCUGGCCGCUAUUCAACAGGCUCGCAGAGCCGAAUCCGCCGAAUGUGGAACGACACUGUCAGGAAACAGUCUGAGUCUUCCUUUAUUACAGGCGACAUAAACAACUCCGCCACGCUGAACCGAGGAGCCAUGGCUAACCAUCUUAUAACUAAUGCCCUGCUUCGACCUCAUGGCACUAACAAUCCCUAUAACACGUUGCUUGGGGAAUCGGCGGUCUAUAACAACCCUUCUGUGAGCAUGUACAACACACAAGCCCCCUACAGAGAGACAAAGGGAAUCCUGAACAAUGCCAGGGAUACAAGUGUCAUGGAUACUCUACCACUGAAUGGUAACCAUGGCAACAGUUAUAACAUGGCCAGCGGCGAAUACAUGAGUGACUGCGUUCAAAUCAUUGACCGCGGCUACAACCACAAGGAGACGACGCUAGAGAAGAAGAUCCUGAAGGAACUCACCUCAAACUAUAUCCCCUCCUACCUGAACAACCACGAGCGAUCCAACGAGCAGAACCGAAACCUCAUGAACAAGCUGGUCAAUAACGUGAGCAACAGCAGCAAAGACGAACCUGCUGCCCUGGACCGCCCGGUCACCUUCAACCAUGAGGAAGCCCUGGGCCUGGAGCUCAUUCGGGAGGAGUCCAAUGCUCCCCUGCUUCCGCAGCGCGUCCAGUCCGCCGAAAACCACCAGCCCCACCACUUCUCCAGGAGGAGGGUCCCACAGGAAAACAGCGACAGCUUCUUCCCACUGCUCACCAACGAGCACACAGAGGAGAGCCAGUCUCCUCACAGGGACUCGCUUUACACCAGUAUGCCUGUGCUCACCGACUUACCUGAUGCGGAAACCGACGGCGUGAAAGAUGAGAGUGAGCUUCCCACGAGUAAGAGUGCCGAGGCAGAUGAUGUUUACUAUAAAAGUAUGCCAAACUUGGGCUCCAGAAACCACAUCCACCAGCUGCACAAUUACUACCAGAUGGGAAGAGGAAGCAGUGAUGGAUUUAUAGUUCCUGCAAACAAGGAAGAUUCGUCUCCCGAAGAGGCCCCACCGGAGCCGUCGCACCUGGUCACCAGCCUUUAGAGGGCGCUCCCUUCCAGUGGUUUCUCGUUCUGAUCAACCGUCUGCAAUGGUAGCUUUCCCCCCUACAUGUUCUGAAAACAUUAAUUCCAUUUGAAUACUGAUAGAUAAAUGAAAACGUGGUGGGCAACAGAAAGACUUGACCAUCCCAUGAGAAGAGGACAAUUUCUCAAAUGAACUGAUGUUCCUAGAGUACUUCUGCUAGUUACUUUUAUGUCUCAGUCCCACCAUUUUUGUUACUGAGGUGUGUAAGGGUGCAACUUCUGGACCGUUUGUGACCUCGGGGUAGAGCCCUCACCUGGAUACUCCUUGCAUCAUCUGU